UUGCUAGAGAUAAUGAAGAAGCAUUUGAUGAUAAGGAAGAUGAAGAAGUAUUUAAUAAUAAUAAGGAGAUAAUAAUCGAUGAUGAGAUAUUUGAAAAAAUAACCGAUAAUGAGAUGUUUGAUGAAGAAAUAAUCAAUAGUAACAUGUUUAAUAAAGAAAUGGUUGAUGAUGGGUAUCUAAAAAUUUUUAUGAAAUAG
Molecule: messenger RNA, 197 nt
Organism: Racocetra persica
Lineage: Eukaryota; Fungi; Glomeromycota; Glomeromycetes; Diversisporales; Gigasporaceae
Source: the annotation of a GenBank genome assembly